AUGAAGAAGAAUAUUGGAAAAUUCAAACAGUGGGCAAACGAGAAAGUAGGCGCCGGUCAGAAAACUCAGCUUACUGAUGAAUUCCAGGAAUUACAACAAAAAACGGAGGAAAGGCAUAAUGGCAUUGAUAAGCUACAUGCUGCGACUAAAAAUUAUCUCAAGACCAUGUCAAAGAAAACGGAAUCAGAGGAGAAGACAAAAACACUGCCAAUCGAGGCACUCGGUUCUACCAUAAGGAACUAUGGAGAAGAUAUAGGCGUCGAAUCUUCGUAUGGUAAUUAUAAUAUCCCUCAGACUUUCCUGACCGUUAUUGAAGGAUCGGCGUUAGUCAAAUUUGGAACGGCCAAUGAGAAGAUUGCGAAUUUACAGUUGGAAUUUGUUUCGAGGGUUCGCGAAGAAUUUCUUGAAGGGACGGAGUCAACCAUCGCAGAAUUGAAACAAUAUCAACAACUGAAGAGAAAACUAGAGUCGCGUCGACUUGAUUACGAUGCGAAAUUGAAUAGGGUUCAAAAAUCUAAAAAGGAAAAACCAGAAUUGGAAGAGGAAUUACGAGCGUCCAAGGAAAAAUAUGACGAUACGAUGGAGGAACUACAUUCAAAGAUGCAAUUCAUCAACGAUUCGGAGGAUCAAUACAUCCAAGAAUUAACGUCAUUCUUAGAUGCGCAACUGGAAUACUACAAGAAGAGUUACGAAAUUCUCUCGGGUAUAAGAAAUGAUUGGGUAGAAGGCUCUUCAUCAACUAAACCAACACGUCGAACUCUGAUAAGGAAAAAGACAACGGACUCACAGAAUUCAGAUGACGUAGAAGAAAGGCAUUCGGACAGUGAAAGUGUUCUCUCGAGCUACAAUCGUUCCAAGAAGUCACGUCCAACUCCCAAGAGAACCUCGAGUUCCACGAACAUCUCUAAAUCGGAAGACUCUUAUAAUACAACUCUCAACAUACCAAGUUCAUCCCGAAAGAAGCAAGGAUCAUCCGCCAAAUCCUCAGACGUAGGAAAAACGUUGAAUGCACGAAAAGCAGCUACCUCUCAACCUGCAACAAAGAAACAAGUUAGAGCAAUCUAUAGUUAUGAAGGUGAUGGCGACGAUGAACUUGCAAUAGAGGAGGGAGAGAUAAUCACAGUCCUGGAAGAACAUGAAGGCUGGUGGAUUGGUGAAAUCGUUGAUCCUGACGGUAGUAAACGAAGUGGUAUGUUUCCUGCAAAUUACACAGAGGAAAUUAAGGUCGAACCCACGCGUGCAUCGCGCGCCUCACUGCGCGAAGAGGAAGAGGAAGAGGAAGAUUCAAUUCGAGGUGAUUCUGACCAAUACGAAGAUGAAGAGUCCUAUGGGGAAACAGUACGAACAAGAACCCCACCCCCGACAUCCCGUAGCGCACCAACUCGUCAAACAUCACGACUUUCUCAAGUGGCUAAUCCAAGUGGAUCACCACCUGUUCCAUCCCGUAAUUCAAAACCUCCUCCCGUUCGAAAAGCAACGACACGAGUUCGCGCUUCAUCUCCAACUAAUGUUGGCGGCCGGAAUUCGUAUAUUUCCCAAGAGCUUAUAGAAAAAUCUGCUACUUCCAGUCAUGAUGUUGGUCCAUGUAAAGAAUGUGAUUGUGAAGAUUAUUCUCCAAAUUGA
This is a messenger RNA of Acaulospora colombiana, 1623 nucleotides long. NCBI's taxonomy places the organism in Eukaryota, Fungi, Glomeromycota, Glomeromycetes, Diversisporales, Acaulosporaceae. The record is from the annotation of a GenBank genome assembly.